AUGGCGCAUCCCGACAGACUUGCCACUCAGAGCCUUCUCCCUGGUGGGUUUGGAAAAGAAAGAACAUGUGUCUGGCCAGCCCUGCUCGGAGUCUGCAUUCCGUCAGAACCUCCUCUGUAUGUAGAGGUCUCUCCAGAACCUUCUACAAACGAUCCGCCCCAUCCUGACGAGCGUCAAGUACGUUUGGACAUUGACCAGAGCUUUGUGAUGUAUUCCGCAGACGAUAAUGACGAUAGUCGCCGAACUGUAUUGCAAACUUCUCUCCACAGUUUGAUCGUUUCCCUCCUCAGGAAGCGUCGAAAGUUGUACUAUUUCCAAGGAUACCAUGGCAUUGUCACUGUUGUCUUUCUAACUCUUCCACCAGAACUUCAGCUCCCUUGUAUAGAAAAGCUUUCCCUCCAUCGAUUGAGGGACUCUAUGGGACCCAC
Molecule: messenger RNA, 428 nt
Organism: Suillus discolor
Lineage: Eukaryota; Fungi; Basidiomycota; Agaricomycetes; Boletales; Suillaceae
Exons: 4
Biological process (GO): endoplasmic reticulum to Golgi vesicle-mediated transport; positive regulation of GTPase activity
Cellular component (GO): endoplasmic reticulum membrane
Molecular function (GO): GTPase activator activity
Source: RefSeq, a predicted model, not a curated record